AUGGGAUCCCGAGAACCACCCCAAAUUAGUUCGCAAUCGGGAAGCAUGCAAGCUGAUGUCGGGGCUGAGACUGUUGCUGAGUUUAUGACUAAACAGAGCGCAUUUGGUCAAUCUCGGGUAAGUUAGGA
Messenger RNA from Strongylus vulgaris, 128 nucleotides. NCBI's taxonomy places the organism in Eukaryota, Metazoa, Nematoda, Chromadorea, Rhabditida, Strongylidae. The record is from the annotation of a GenBank genome assembly.